GACCUCGCAUAUUUACUUCCUGUUAAGAGGCAUUUAAGACUUAACGGACUCUCAGAGGGUAUAAUGCUCCUGUGAACAUCUAGGUAUUGAAGAAAGAUUUUAGAGAAAAAAAUGGAAAGGCAAACGGCUACUUCGAAUCGCUUGUUAGUGGCAGCUAUAGACUUCGGAACAACAUAUUCUGGCUGGGCGUUCUCGUUUAAGCACGAAUUUGAUAGAGAUCCCACAAAAGCCACAACAAAGAAUUGGAGUCCUGGAGUCGGAACGCUUGUGACAGAUAAGACGCCAACAUGCAUAUUGAUUAAUCCAGACCACACUUUCAGUGCCUUUGGAUAUGAUGCAGAAAAUAGAUAUAUACAUCUAUUGGCUGACAGGCAACAUCGAACGCACUACUUUUUUCGAAACUUCAAAAUGACUUUGUUCAAAAAACUAGGACAGAAACUUGAUCGGAACAUGCUACUAACAGAUCUCAAUGGAAAAGAAUUACUAGCUAUGGAUGUUUUUGCAAUGGCAAUUAAGUAUUUGGCAAAUGAUGUGUUGCAACAAGCUAACCGGGGAAUAAGUGGAAUUUUAGUCCCUUCCGAGAUACAUUGGGUUUUAACUGUACCAGCAAUUUGGUCCGAUGCUGCAAAACAAUUUAUGAAGGAAGCUUGGUCAAAGGCAGGGUUACCUACCGAGAGGUUGAUGGUUGCAUUAGAACCGGAGGUUGCCUCGUUAUACUGUCUCCAUUUGCCAAUAGACAAGACUACAGAUGGCAGCGAUGUAUUUAUAUCACAGUUUAAGACUGGCACACAAUAUUUAGUGCUAGAUGCGGGAGGAGGUACGAUUGAUAUUACGGUCCAUGAAGUGCAUGAACAUAACACAUUAAGAGAAGUGAGAGCCGCAAAUGGUGGUGAUUGGGGAGGAAUAAUGGUCGACAAAUCAUUCGAAGAUUUUCUCAUUAAUCUUUUCGGUGUUAGGGUAAUGGAAUGCUUUAAGAGCACAGAAACGGACGACUGGUUCGAUUUAUUAAGGGAGUUUGAAUCUGGAAAGCGCAGAAUGAGCAGCGACACCCAUGGAAGAAUAUGUAUGAGGUUACCCGUUUCUCUGAAUGAUCUGUACCGGGAAGUGUGGAAACGAAGUAUUCAGAGUAGAAUAGCCUCAUCGAUGUAUGCUGGGCAAGUAGAAAUUAUAAAGGAUAAAAUAAGAGUUUCUACAGAUAUCUUUGUCAACCUCUUUAAUGGGUCUGUCAGACAUAUAGUUGCUCAUCUAAAAGAGAUGAUGAAAGAUGAGAAACUAACCAAGGUUAAUGUCGUUCUCAUGGUUGGAGGCUACUCAGAGUCGCACGUAUUACAAAAUUCCAUAAAGGAAGCUUUCCCUAAUUUCCAAGUCAUUAUUCCACUCAGUGCUGCAUCAGUCGUAUUGAGAGGGGCUUUGAUAUUCGGACAUACACCAAUGGCAAUAACAGAACGAGUUGUUAAAUAUACAUACGGUGUGGACUACUCUACCACUUUUAAAGAAGGGCUUCACCAAGAGUAUAGGCGCAGAAGGUAUGGAGAUAGUAAGACUGAUUAUUGCUACAAUGCAUUCAAGAAAUACGUCGAACAUGGUCAAGUAGUGAAGACUGGAGAAACCCACAAGAAAAUUGUAUUUUACACUACCCAUAAAAAUCAAAAUAAAAUCUGCUUUAACAUAUUUGCGUCCCAUUUGAAAGACCCUCUUUAUGUAGACGACAGCGGAUGCUUUCGGAUAGGAAAAGUAACAAUUGAAUUUGCAGAACCCGAUGACAAACCUCAAAGGCCUGUGUCUUGUUCCAUGUUCUUUGGCGGAACAGAAAUAAUCGUCGAGGCUGAAGACGGGAAGACGGGAAGACGGGAGAUAAGUCAGUUACAAAUGUUAAUUUUCUUGGUUAACGAACAUAUAAGAUAG
Messenger RNA from Mercenaria mercenaria, 1905 nucleotides. RefSeq names its product heat shock 70 kDa protein 12B-like. The transcript is spliced from 6 exons. The coding region runs from base 112 to 1905 and encodes 597 amino acids. NCBI's taxonomy places the organism in Eukaryota, Metazoa, Mollusca, Bivalvia, Venerida, Veneridae. Gene Ontology annotation, molecular function: ATP-dependent protein folding chaperone; ATP binding. The record is from RefSeq and is a predicted model, not a curated record.